AUGUCGUGCGGCGACUGCUCCUCAGACAAACCUAAACCCUCGGGCAAAUCUAACCCAGACCACGAUGGCUCCCUUUUACAAAGACUCCUUCAAUUAGUCUUCAAGUAUCUACCAGAAGGAUCCGCAUUGCUUUCGUCCUCGUGUUGCUGGCUUCCAACUGUCCUAGAUUUUCUCUUUGCGGGUUCGGUGGCCACUGCUGGUAUCGAGAAACUGAGAAAUACUUUCCUGGCGAUUUCUAUUCUGACCCUUAUCUGGGGUGUGUGGCGCGAGGGAUUCAGUCGUCGAAUGGUCUGGCGCAUUGCGAUCUGUGUCGGGUUGUCGACUUGGGAGCAAGUGAAUCAGUGGAGAAUGGUCGAUGGCAAGGGGCACCAUAGCUGCCAUUAA
This is a messenger RNA of Penicillium expansum, 384 nucleotides long. RefSeq lists its product as uncharacterized. The transcript has 2 exons. Bases 1 to 384 code for a protein of 127 amino acids. The record is from RefSeq and is a predicted model, not a curated record. NCBI's taxonomy places the organism in Eukaryota, Fungi, Ascomycota, Eurotiomycetes, Eurotiales, Aspergillaceae.